This is a messenger RNA of Trematosphaeria pertusa, 694 nucleotides long. RefSeq lists its product as uncharacterized. The record is from RefSeq and is a predicted model, not a curated record. The transcript has a single exon. Bases 188 to 613 code for a protein of 141 amino acids. Lineage: Eukaryota; Fungi; Ascomycota; Dothideomycetes; Pleosporales; Trematosphaeriaceae.
AUAAUGGAUGUAAUGGUUCCUCUGGGCUUGCAAGCUUGGGUUUCGGAUGUGAAUUGCUCCCAAGGAGGAGGGGUUUCGGAGCGGAACAUCACAAAACCCCGAGGCUGGUUCGUGCACGCGUCAACUCCUCCUUGUCACACGCUGUCCUCUCAAUUCAAUCGACACCGUUGCGAAUGCUCCUUGUACGAUGCCAACUCGCAUCUUAGACGUUGUACUCCGUACACCUUAUGUAAGAAUGACCAGCGCGCAUGAUGGGGGCGAUAUGGGCCAUCGUAGCCUCCCUUCAUCUCUCGAUCGAAUGCAUAGCCAACUAACUGCACACGGACGGCGUCAUCGCGUCGGAUUCCCAAAAGGUAUGAGGCGUCAGAAUGACCUAUGGGCCGUUUGCAGACGCCGCGUGAAAAUGGACGCCAGUGACACUCAAAGGCGCCCACAAACUUGGCAGCGCGGGCAUGACAUGUUGAUGAACCGGAACAUCCUCCAACCCGUCAUCCUACCCGUCGAUCAAGCAAGGAUAGAGGCAAGUUUUAGUGACGCCGCAACGGAGUUUUGGUGGGGAAAAAGCGGGAGCGCCACCCAUUGCGUCAGAGGGCAUCGUGGGUGGCUGGUGUGAACAGGGGUCUCAAGUACCUCCUCAUCUCAAACCGGUUCUUGCUCAGUGACAUUUUCUCUUAAACGUCUUCCUCACGCCUUA